Molecule: messenger RNA, 3400 nt
Organism: Anarrhichthys ocellatus (wolf-eel)
Lineage: Eukaryota; Metazoa; Chordata; Actinopteri; Perciformes; Anarhichadidae
Gene: mov10a
Product: Mov10 RNA helicase a
Exons: 22
Coding region: 168-3173 (1001 amino acids)
Molecular function (GO): 5'-3' RNA helicase activity; RNA binding
Source: RefSeq, a predicted model, not a curated record
AAAGUUUAACUUCCGUAUGAUGAAAACUUGCGCAACACGCGCAAAAUACGUGACGUGGAAAUGUGCGGCGCAUUCACAGCAACAGCUACAUUUGAUACUUGAGGAAAUUGACGGCGAUAGUUGGGCAGCCGGCGAACUUCCUCAUUUGAGCCAGGAGACACGCCAUCAUGUCGCUUAAAGACUCGCUGGAAUCCGGACUGGACUUCAUUGAAUUUCUGGGAGACAGAAUAUCCACCACCAGCAAGAAAGAACUUCGGAACAUCUACAACUCUGAAUUUAAGGGCAGAGAAGGAAUAAAAGACCCCACCUUCCACAGUGUCCUACGUGCUCUACUGAGAUGCAACAAAGCCCACAUGAAACAGGGGGAGAUCUACAUAAAUGUCAAACCUCGGGCUCGAGUGUAUUGUGACCAAUGGAGGAGGCCCCGGGCCCCUCAGCCCCCAAGCACUCCAGGCUCUGGCUCUCCGAAGACUGAUGAGACAUCUUCACCCUCCUCUGGCCCCUCAACGCCGAUGAAACCUGUGCUGACCCCGAAGAAGAAGCUGGCUACGGAAAUCAUUCACAAGUUGAAGGUGGACAGGAAAAAGUUGACCGCUGACAAGGGGGGCAUUGAGAUCACCUCAGACCCCGUGGCGAGCGGUGGAAAGGUUCAGUUCACUGUGGAUCGUCUGAGGGAGGUGUUCAUCCUCAAGUUCCACAUUUUAAACACGGGCCCAAACUGCAUACAUUUCACCUUCUACACUGCUCUGCACAAGAUCCGCUGUUUCACUCUGGAGGACGAGAGGAGAGUGAACCGGGCUUGUCCGCUGUUCCUCUGUCCCGGAGAAAGCUAUGAGGUUGUGGUUCGGUACACGCUGAACCACUAUGGAUAUUUCCCUGCCACGAUGUACUUUGAGUUCUGCCCAGAUCUGCCAGAAUCCGUGCCCUUUUGCAUCGUGAGGGAGAUGGAAGCAGUAGCCAGGACCCCUCUGGCUGUGGAGCUGGGGCCUGUGGCUCCUUACAAACCAUUUCAGGUGGUCACAUACAAGCCUGUCAACACUGUGAUAGUGGAGGGAGUACCUCCUCAGGGGUCUGGAGUCCCUCCAAAGACGGCAGUGAAAUUAGGAGAAUAUAAGUACCCUUAUUACCAAAAGGAACUGGCUAAACAAAGGAUGGAGGACUCUAAGUACCUCUCUCCAGCUGCUAGACAGAAACUGGCUUCAGUAAAGGGUCUCCUCAACUCUUCCUUGAAGAUGAAGACGUAUGCUCAGCGAUUUCACCUCCUGCUACACCUGGAAGAGAUCCAGAUGGAGGUGGACGUCCGGAAGUACGACCUCCACGAUCAGACCGUGACUCAAGACCAAAGCAACAAAAAACUGCUCAUACUCAGAGUUCCUGGUGUUGCUGAGAAUCGGCCAUCUGUACUACGGGGAGAUUGUCUCAGGGUGUCCAAAUCAGGAGACACGGUCGAGCCGAUCACUGUGUACACUGGAUAUGUUCACAAAGUGGAGCUCGAUAGUGUGAAGCUGGGCUUCUCAAAGAGGUUGUUGCAGAUUUUUAUCAGCAAUAUGAAGUUUGACGUUGAGUUUACCAUCAACCGGUACUCCUUGAAGCUGCAACAUCGGGCGGUGGACUUGGCGGCAAAGCAUCAGCUUGAAGAGGUGCUGUUUCCGUCUGGUGCAGCAGUGGCUAAUCUCUCCAUGCCUAAACUCAGGAUGUUCAACCAGCUUCUGGAGAACAACCCGGAGCAACACGCUGCGGUCCAGCGCAUUGUGGCCGGAUCAUCAAAGCCCGCCCCUCAUCUCGUGUUUGGACCUCCUGGAACUGGAAAGACGAUCACUCUGGUUGAAGCUAUGCAUCAGGUCAGCAGAGCAGACCCGUCAGCCCGCAUCCUCACCUGUGCACCUUCAAACAGUGCAUGUGACCUCCUCUGUGAGAGACUGAUGGUUCACACGGAUGCUGCUCAGAUUUACCGCGUGUACGCCAGCAGCCGAGACCCAAGAAGCGUCCCCAAGAACCUGCUGAAAAAUUGCAACUGGAACCAGACACAAGAUGCUUUUGUGUUUCCAGUGAAAGAAAUUCUGAUGAAAUACAAGAUCAUAGUUACAACUAUGGUCACAGCCGGCAGGCUGGUGUCUGGAGGAAUGCCAGUCGGCCAUUUUACCCAUAUCUUUUUGGAUGAAGGAGGCCAGGCAGUGGAGCCAGAGUGUGUCAUUGCUAUUGCAGGUCUGCUCAGUGCAGAGAAGGGUCAGCUGGUGCUGGCAGGAGAUCCCAAGCAGCUGGGACCGAUCCUUCGAUCACCUUUUGCACUGCAGUAUGGACUCGGGCUUUCUCUGCUUGAGAGACUGAUGAAACACAACACUUUAUAUCAGAAAAGCACUGACUCUGGGCACUUUGACACCCGCUUUGUCACCAAACUGCUGCGAAACUACAGGUCUCAUGCUGCCAUUCUGGAAAUCCCCAAUGAGCUCUUCUAUGAGAAUGAACUACAGGUGUUUGCUGACCAGUGGGAGCGUGAUACCUACUGCAACUGGGAACACCUUCCCAAAAAGGGUUUCCCCCUGAUCUUCCAUGGGGUGAUGGGAAAAGACGAGAGAGAGGCCAACAGUCCUUCUUUCUUCAACGUGUCUGAGAUUGAAGUUCUGGUCGACUACCUCACCAAGCUGAUGGAAACACAAGGAAAGAAGGGUCUCCCCAAACUCUCCGCAAAAGACAUUGGCAUAAUCGCCCCUUACAGGAAACAAGUCGAGAAAAUCCAAAAGGCCCUGAAGUCCGUCUCAGCUCUGAGGCGAUGGAGUGAUCUCAAAGAGCUCAAGGUGGGGUCCGUGGAGGAGUUUCAGGGACAAGAGAGGAAGAUCAUCAUGGUCUCUACUGUCCGCAGCAGCGUCAACUACGUCAGGAUGGACAAAGACUUCAACAUUGGAUUCCUGUCAAAUGAAAAGAGAUUCAACGUGGCCCUGACCAGAGCCAGGUCCCUGUUGAUAGUUGUGGGAAACCCCGUGAUCCUCAACAAGGACCCCACCUGGGAGAAGUUCAUCAGCUAUUGUGUGAAGGAGAAGGGUUACACUGGAUUUGACUUUGAAGACGCGGAAGGAGAGGAUGAUAUCGUGUCAAGACUUGCAACCCUGAAAAUCAACAUGGAUUCCGACAAUCCUGUUGAAGAGGAGAGCGCCCUCCAGCAGUAUGAGCAUUAACAUCUCCCUCAGACGACUUGCAUAAAAUGAAGAACCAUUUUUAGUGACGUCCAAGAUUUCUACAUUCACGUACAUUAAGAUGCAUAGCAAGCAUCUAUUCUGAGCUUUUAAUAUAACAUUGGCACUUUCUGUCUAAGAAUAUAUCCUUUUAAUCAACUUUUCAAAGAGCAGUUCUCUUACUUUGCUGCAGUCAAUCAAUCGGUGCUCGGCCACAAUCAUGAUUCAGU